Glycine soja is the source of this 2730-nucleotide messenger RNA. RefSeq names its product probable methyltransferase PMT5. Gene Ontology annotation, cellular component: cytoplasm. Gene Ontology annotation, molecular function: methyltransferase activity. The coding region runs from base 441 to 2321 and encodes 626 amino acids. The record is from RefSeq and is a predicted model, not a curated record. Lineage: Eukaryota; Viridiplantae; Streptophyta; Magnoliopsida; Fabales; Fabaceae. The transcript has 9 exons.
AAAUACUUUGUUUUGAAAACAAGUAAAUGUCGCAAUCCAAAUAAUAUGGACCCAACCGAAACAACGUUCUUCUUCUCACCGUUUCGGAAUCAAUCCACUGCUCUCUGAAUCGAUCACACUCUCUUCUUCUUCUUCACCAGCAAAACCAUAAUUCCUCUCUCCGAAUCCACGCGCGAUCGGAUCCUCGUCGCGUUUUCAAAUUCAAAUUUUCCCGGCGAUCCGAUUGAUCUCUCUCGCUCGCUCGCUGUUUCCUCCGAUCAGCAUUGCUCGAUCGUGGCACGAAACUUCGGCGAUUCAGCGUUUGCAUCUGCGUUUCCGUUUCAAUGCUCGCAGCGAGAGUGAGGAUUCACAUUGUUAUGGUCGGAAAGCUAGGGUUAACGCCAACGGAGUUCACAAUAUAGCGUCGUUUUAGAAUCUGCGCGUGACUCACGAUUUCGGACAUGGGAAGCUCGUGGUUGAAGAAACAGUCCUUCGUCAUCGGCCCUAAGCCGCCACUGAGCUGGUUGAUCCUGUGCUUGAUAAGCCUCCUCGCUCUGAUAGCAGUUUUGAGUUCUUCUUCGUCCUCGUCCUUGAACACCGCCGUUGGUUCUUCGCCUCGCACCACCACCGCGGAAUCGCUAAUCUACACGAGCUACAGGAGGAUAAAGGAGCAGGCGGCGGUGGGCUACUUGGAGCUGAGGACCUUGUCGAGCGGUGGCGGCGGCGCGCGGCAGAAGGAGGUCGGGCUUUGCGGCAAGGAGAGGGAGAAUUUCGUGCCGUGUCACAACGUGUCUGCGAAUUUGGUUGCUGGGUUUAAAGAGGGCGAGGAGUUUGAUCGGCAUUGCGAGGUGUAUAAAGGAACAGAGAAGUGUUUGGUUCGGCCUCCGAAGGAUUACAAGGCUCCCUUACAGUGGCCGUCUGGGAGAGACGUUAUAUGGAGUGGAAAUGUGAAGAUCACCAAAGAUCAGUUUCUUUCGUCUGGAAGUAUGACCAAAAGGUUGAUGCUACUAGAAGAGAACCAAAUUGCCUUUCAUGCAGAGGAUGGUAUGAUCUUCAACAGCGUGAAAGAUUAUACUCGCCAACUUGCGGAGAUGAUAGGGUUAGGAAGUGACACUGAGCUUCCCCAAGCUGGUAUUCGAAAUAUACUAGAUAUUAAUUGUGGAUUUGGUAGCUUUGGAGCUCAUUUAUUGUCACUGAAAAUAAUGGCGGUCUGUAUUGCGGCAUAUGAAGCAACUGGUAGCCAGGUUCAAUUGUCUCUUGAGAGAGGUCUUCCUGCUAUGAUUGGCAACUUCAUCUCAAGACAGCUUCCAUAUCCAUCAUUAUCUUAUGACAUGGUUCACUGUGCUCAGUGCGGCAUUAUGUGGGUUGAAAAAAAUGGGAUGUUCCUUAUAGAAGUGGACCGUGUUCUUAAACCUGGAGGAUAUUUUGUUUUAACCUCACCUACAAGCAGGCCACAGGGUUCAUCACGGGAGAAAAAAAGGAUCAUGGCAAACCCAAUGGAAGGGCUGACCCAGCAACUCUGCUGGACUCUUUUAGCUCAGCAAGAUGAAACUUUCAUCUGGCAGAAGACUGCUGAUAUUGAUUGUUAUGCAUCUCGCAAGCAGCGUACUAUACAAGUGUGUAAAGGAGACGAUACUCAGUCAUACUAUCGGCCUCUUCUGCCAUGUAUAAGUGGGACCUCUAGCAAGCGCUGGAUUGCAAUACAGAACAGAUCUUCUGAAUCUGAAUUGAGUUCAGCUGGACUUAAAAUUCAUGGAGUUCAGCCUGAAGAAUUUUAUGAAGACUUCCAAUAUUGGAGAUCAGCUGUUAACAAUUAUUGGUCAUUACUUACACCACUAAUUUUCUCUGACCAUCCGAAGAGACCUGGAGAUGAAGAUCCAUUGCCUCCAUAUAACAUGAUCCGGAAUGUUAUGGACAUGAGUGCUAAUUUUGGGGGUUUGAAUGCUGCCCUGCUGGAGGAGAAAAAGUCAGUGUGGGUCAUGAAUGUUGUUCCUGCAAGGGCUUCUAAUGCACUUCCUCUUAUACUAGAUAGAGGUUUUGCUGGUGUCAUGCAUGACUGGUGUGAACCUUUCCCCACCUACCCCAGAACAUAUGAUAUGCUUCAUGCAUAUGGACUUAUCUCACAUCUCUCCUCAGAGAGGUGCAGCAUGGUAGACUUAUUCUUGGAGAUGGAUAGAAUACUGCGUCCAGAGGGAUGGGUCAUUCUUUCUGAUACAAUGGGAGCUAUCGAGAUGGCUCGCAUGUUUGCAACACAGGUACGUUGGGAUGCAAGGAUAGUUGAUCUUCAGAAUGGCAGUGACCAGAGGCUACUUGUUUGCCAGAAACCAUUUGUGAAAAAAUAAUUGAUGGAGCUCAAGUAUAUCUCACCAUGACAAAUGAACCCAAUUUUUUUUCUCUGAGAAUGGAUUGUUUAGUUGGCACAUCUUUGUAUAUACAAUGCUCAGAGCCUUGACGUUUUCAAUCUUGUCCACAACCGGGUCAGACGAUUGAGAAAGCUGUAGAUUGCGAAGGUUCAUGUUGAAUUUAGUUACAGUUUAUUUUUUUGGUCUAAGUUUGUAGUCAUUCAUUUUUCUAAUAUCUUGUUAGCAUUCUUUUUUUUUUUUAUUUUUUUUACUUCAAUAUGUCUUUAUCGAUCAUUGGACUUCUAUCACUUCUGUUGAACAAUCACAAAUUUUUUAGAAAGAAUCUGAAUGAUCAUGUAAUUCAAGAAUGAAGUGGAGAUAGGUACCUAACUUUCCCCUCGUCUGGAUA